Molecule: messenger RNA, 642 nt
Organism: Benincasa hispida (wax gourd)
Lineage: Eukaryota; Viridiplantae; Streptophyta; Magnoliopsida; Cucurbitales; Cucurbitaceae
Gene: AGP1
Product: arabinogalactan protein 1
Source: RefSeq, a predicted model, not a curated record
ACUGGUUUCUUCUCAAACACUCACAACUCGUUUUCUCUCUCUCUCUCUCUCUCCCUCUUGAUUUCUUCAUUUCUCUAAAUUCUUCGUUUCCUUUCUUUGAAUUUUCGAUUUCGUUUUCAGAAAUGGCGAUUAGAAGUUUUGUGGCCAUGAUUUUAGUUGCAUUGUUGAUUGGCUCAGCAAUUGCUCAAUCUCCGGGGGCAUCUCCGUCUCCGAGCAAAUCACCGUCGAAGGCUCCAUCGGCGUCUCCGUCUGUGAAGUCGCCGAAAUCCUCUCCCGCGGCCGCGCCUACUCCGUCUUCUUUGAAAUCUCCACCAUCUCCUCCUUCUACAUCGCCGGCUACUUCUCCAUCUCCAGUGACUUCUCCGGCUACUUCUCCUUCCUUGAUCUCCUCGCCACCCGCUGACGCUCCUGCUCCGUCAGGUAACGGCGCCGCUUCGAUCUCCUUCUCGGUGUUCGGAUCUGUGGCCGUUGUUCUAUACACCGUUGUUUUGUUGAUCUGAGAGGAGUUGGAUUUGAUUUGUUUGUCUAUUGAGUGAUUUAUUGUAGCAUUUUACUGAGUACAUUUUAUCUUGAUUUUGUACCUUUUUUUUUUUUUUUUUUUUAAUUCUUCAUUAUCGGAUUUAAUUUGUUUUAUUGUUUCUA